Molecule: messenger RNA, 1149 nt
Organism: Aspergillus thermomutatus
Lineage: Eukaryota; Fungi; Ascomycota; Eurotiomycetes; Eurotiales; Aspergillaceae
Exons: 2
Coding region: 1-1149 (382 amino acids)
Biological process (GO): lipid metabolic process
Molecular function (GO): phosphoric diester hydrolase activity
Source: RefSeq, a predicted model, not a curated record
AUGUUACCCUUUGACGUCUCAGACCAUCCACAUAGCAGAUACAAGCACAGAUGCCAGUGGCUGUCGCAGUUUCUAAAUGGUUGGAAAUGUUCCCAUGUCGAGUGUAAUGCUCGCCCUCUGUCUCAGCGCGCAAUCAUCUGCAGAGGGGUCAAGAGACCGUUAUGGGCAUUAGUUUGGAUACUAGGAUUUCUAAAGGUCCUUUCUCUGCUGUGGACGGGUCUAGUCCACCUCUUUCCCGACGACCUCGACGCCCGUCUGGACGCCUGGGUCUUCCCCGGUGGACGACCAUCGAUAUUCUCUCACUGGACUACCCACGGGAUCACUCCCGUGCAAUGUCACUCACACAACGACUACUGGCGGCCCGUCCCGCUAUUCUCAGCCCUCAGAGCGGGCUGCAUCGGCGUCGAGGCGGACAUCUGGCUCUCCGGAGAUGAUCUUCUUGUCGGCCACAACCGUUUCACAUUGCACCACGCUACCACACUGCGCAGUUUAUACCUCGAUCCGCUGUUGGAUCUGCUUGAGCGGCACAACACCCGCUCGAGUCGGCUGCAGCCGGACAGAAAUGCGCAGGAUCUAGCGGGUGUGUUUGCUCACAACCCGUCCCAGACACUCGUUCUUCUCAUCGACUUCAAAUCGGACGGCAAUGAUACUUGGUCUUACCUGGUCGAGCAGCUCGCUCCGCUGCGCGAGUCGGGCUACCUGACGCAUUUCAACGGGGCUGAGACGGUUCAGCGUCCUGUGACGGUCGUCGCCUCGGGAGAUGCCCCCUUCCAUCUUAUUGCGGCUAAUAGCACUUACCGCGACAUUUUCCUCGACGCUCCGUUGGACAACCUAGAUCAAAGAGCUGCAGCCUCCGAUUACAACUAUACCAACAGCUACUACGCCUCCGUCGACUUUCGCAAGACCAUUGGAUCUCUCUCCCGAAACCGCUUCUCGCAGGACCAGCUGGCUCGCGUCCGCGAACAAGUGGCAGCGGCUCAUGACCGCGGCCUGAAGGUCAGGUACUGGGGGACCCCGACGUGGCCGCGGGGCCUGCGCAAUCAUGUCUGGCAUGUUUUGGUUCGGGAGGGGGUGGAUUUUAUCAAUGUGGAUGAUCUGGCUGAAGGGACGAUGCAGGAUUGGAGGAAACAUCGGAGUUGGUGGCUGUGA